Molecule: messenger RNA, 1621 nt
Organism: Neofelis nebulosa (Clouded leopard)
Lineage: Eukaryota; Metazoa; Chordata; Mammalia; Carnivora; Felidae
Gene: ANXA5
Product: annexin A5
Exons: 13
Coding region: 188-1150 (320 amino acids)
Biological process (GO): negative regulation of coagulation
Cellular component (GO): cytoplasm
Molecular function (GO): calcium ion binding; calcium-dependent phospholipid binding
Source: RefSeq, a predicted model, not a curated record
GCGGGUGGUGUUUCCGUUGCUUGGAGUUGGGCUGCGAGCAGCUGCUUGGAGCCUACUGCGCUUGCAUCCCUGCCCUGCCCUGCUCGCCGCCGCCCCGCGCUCCGCGGCUUUCCCGGAGGUUCGGAGCACUUGGGUCCCUCUGUCACGCUUGGGUUUGCAUCACCUUUUCCUGACCUGAGCAGUCGCCAUGGCACAGGUUAAGGGCACUGUGACUCCCUUCCCUGGAUUUGAUGAGCGGGCUGAUGCAGAAACUCUUCGGAAGGCCAUGAAAGGCCUGGGCACCGAUGAGGAGAGCAUCUUGACUCUGUUGACAUCCCGAAGCAAUGCUCAACGUCAGGAAAUCGCCACAGCUUUUAAAACUCUGUUUGGCAGGGAUCUUCUGGAUGACCUGAAAUCAGAACUGACUGGGAAAUUUGAAAAAUUAAUCGUGGCUCUGAUGAAACCCUCUCGGCUUUAUGAUGCCUAUGAACUAAAGCAUGCUCUUAAGGGAGCUGGGACAAAUGAAAAGGUACUGACAGAAAUUAUUGCUUCGAGGACACCUGAAGAACUGAGAGCCAUAAAACAAGUCUAUGAAGAAGAAUAUGGCUCAAGCCUGGAAGAUGACGUGGUUGGGGAUACAUCAGGGUACUACCAGAGGAUGUUGGUGGUUCUCCUUCAGGCUAAUAGAGACCCUGAUGCUAGAAUUGAUGAAGCGCAAGUUGAACAAGAUGCUCAGGCUUUGUUUCAAGCUGGAGAACUGAAAUGGGGGACAGAUGAAGAAAAGUUUAUCACCAUCUUUGGAACACGAAGUGUGUCUCAUUUGAGAAGGGUGUUUGAUAAAUACAUGACUAUAUCAGGAUUCCAAAUUGAGGAAACUAUUGACCGAGAGACUUCUGGUAAUUUGGAGCAACUACUCCUUGCUGUUGUGAAAUCUAUUCGAAGCAUACCUGCCUACCUUGCAGAAACCCUCUACUAUGCUAUGAAGGGAGCUGGGACAGAUGAUCAUACCCUCAUCAGAGUCGUGGUGUCCAGGAGCGAGAUUGAUUUGUUUAACAUUAGGAAGGAGUUCCGGAAGAAUUUUGCCACCUCUCUUUAUUCCAUGAUUAAGGGUGAUACGUCUGGGGACUAUAAGAAAGCCCUCUUGCUGCUGUGUGGGGGAGAAGAUGACUGAGGUACCAGCUGGAAAGAGAUUCCUGUGCCGUGCCUACCACCGCCGCCAUGACCUUCCUUCACAUCUCGCUGCACUUUCUGUAUGCUGGUGCUUGACACAUUGCCUUAUUCAUGCUAGUAUGCUAAUGACCAAAACAUACAUGUUGCAGAAAAAAAUAGUGGUGCUUCUUUCUGAUAUUCAGUUAAGAUCUUUCUCUUUGUUUAUUAUAGUACUGGAGUGUACUUAUGUUACUAAAGUCUAAAGUCUGUGUCAUUUAUACUUUCUUUUAAAAGAUGAGACGCUUUUAGCCUUUUUAAAAAACUUCAUUUAUAUUAAAUUGAUAACCGUAUUUCCUUAAUCGGAACUCUAGCCUUGAAAUUAUGAACUCCUGGAAGUGUUACUAAUCAAGUUUGCUACUAAAUUAAACCUGGUUUCAUUCAAAAGAUUGUAUUCAAAAGAUUAAUGAAAAAUAAACAUUUCCUUCCUCCUGAA